Messenger RNA from Argentina anserina (silverweed cinquefoil), 414 nucleotides. RefSeq lists its product as uncharacterized. The record is from RefSeq and is a predicted model, not a curated record. The transcript has a single exon. The coding region runs from base 1 to 414 and encodes 137 amino acids. NCBI's taxonomy places the organism in Eukaryota, Viridiplantae, Streptophyta, Magnoliopsida, Rosales, Rosaceae.
AUGGACAUGAAGAAGGUUUCCCUCGUCGUCCUUGUCGCUGCCGUCUGCAUGACCGCCGUCAUGGGCGCCAGUAAACCACCACAGCCGAAGCCAACUGUAGAUGUUCCCCCCAAGGUCAAUGCCAAAGGUGACUCCCCUGCCCCUGCCCCGGCUCCUAAGCACUCCAAAGCUUCAGGCGAAGCCAGUCCUAGUUCCUCCCCUGCGGAUGAGCCUACCACCUCUAGCACCGACUCUCCUCCCACCACCACUACUACUACCGACGCUCCUACCAGCUCUGUCGGAGACGUUUUUAGCACCUAUACCACCUCUACCCCUCCACCGGCACAUGCAUCUGAACCUUCCUCCGCCAACACCGUAGUGGGAACCUUGGCCGGAGCUUCACUCGUGUCUCUCUUGGCCCUUGUCAUGCAGUAA